Molecule: messenger RNA, 1071 nt
Organism: Lachancea thermotolerans CBS 6340
Lineage: Eukaryota; Fungi; Ascomycota; Saccharomycetes; Saccharomycetales; Saccharomycetaceae
Gene: PPH22
Product: phosphoprotein phosphatase 2A catalytic subunit PPH22
Exons: 1
Coding region: 1-1071 (356 amino acids)
Biological process (GO): peptidyl-serine dephosphorylation; mitotic cell cycle
Cellular component (GO): cytosol
Molecular function (GO): protein serine/threonine phosphatase activity
Source: RefSeq, a predicted model, not a curated record
AUGGAGAUAGAUAGCGACGUACCAAUGCAAGACGCUACCGAGGAAACCCUCGACCCUACGCUAGACGAAGAUGCGCUGUCCAAGGCCCAAGAGGGACCGGGCUCUUCCGGAAUUGCCGACCACAAGGCGUCAAAGCCACUCCAGCUUGAUUCGGGCAACAUCGGGCAACUGGACCAGUGGAUUGAGCAUCUAGGCAAGUGCCAGGUACUAUCCGAGGACGACGUGAGCAGACUGUGCAAAAUGGCAGUCGAUGUUCUCCAGUUUGAAGAGAACGUGCAACCUGUCAACGUGCCGGUAACGAUAUGCGGUGAUGUACACGGUCAGUUCCACGACUUGAUAGAGUUGUUUAAAAUCGGCGGGCCUUGCCCGGAUACCAACUACCUGUUCAUGGGAGAUUACGUUGAUAGAGGGUACUACUCGGUGGAAACCGUAUCAUACUUGGUGGCAAUGAAGGUGAGAUAUCCAAAGAGAAUUACUAUCCUCAGAGGCAACCACGAGUCGAGGCAAAUUACGCAAGUUUACGGGUUCUACGAUGAAUGUUUGCGGAAGUACGGUAGUGCCAACGUUUGGAAGAUGUUCACGGACCUGUUUGACUACUUCCCCAUCACUGCAUUAGUUGACAACAAAGUGUUUUGUUUGCACGGCGGUCUGUCGCCGAUGAUCGAGACGAUAGACCAAGUGAGAGAGCUCAAUAGAAUACAGGAGGUUCCCCACGAGGGCCCCAUGUGCGAUCUACUCUGGUCUGAUCCGGAUGAUAGAGGUGGGUGGGGUAUCAGUCCAAGAGGAGCCGGUUUCACUUUUGGCCAAGACAUAAGCGAGCAGUUCAACCACACAAAUGAUCUCUCUCUCAUCGCGAGAGCACACCAGUUGGUCAUGGAAGGUUACGCGUGGUCUCACCAGCAGAGCGUCGUGACUAUUUUUAGCGCACCCAACUAUUGCUAUAGAUGUGGCAAUCAAGCUGCGAUCAUGGAAAUGGACGAGAACCACAACCGCCAGUUUCUCCAGUACGACCCCUCGAUGCGGCCCGGUGAGCCCACUGUUAGCAGAAAGACCCCGGAUUAUUUCUUAUGA